GUGACCUCACUUCCGUUAAGAAGAAGGAAUUUUUUUUCCUCCCAUUGUAGACCUAACUAGCAUCUUCUUUGAUAGCUUUUCACAGCCUUAUAUAUAUUUACAGCCCUGGUAUUGAUGUUUGCAUCCCAAUAACGAAGAAGAAGAGUGACAUAUUCCCACAACUGGUCAUUGAGGGAAACAGACCAAACAGCAUCAUGUCUGCAGACCUGGACCUGUCCCCUCCAGAGGUCCCUGAGCCUACAUUUCUAGAGAGCCUACUGCGUUACGGGUUGUUUCUGGGUGCCAUCUUCCAGCUCAUCUGCAUCCUGGCUGUCAUCUUCCCCACAUCCAAGGGGCAUGAACACGAGGAGACUGAGUCCACUGAUGGCAAGACAUCUGAACAGAUGAAGAAACCUAAAGGAUCGGCAACUCAGAUUCGACAGAAGCCAAAGAAAGAGAGCAAAAAGAAGCGAUAGACAGGUGUGUGUGUGUGUGUGUGUGUGUGUGUGUGUGUGUGUGUGUGUGUGUGUGUGUGUGUGUGUGUGUGAGAGAGAGAGAUAGUGUGAGAGUGUGUGUGUGUGUAACAAUCAGUGAAUCAACAUGUGCAGAUACCCAUACAGUUAUCACUACAGGUAUUUGAAACACUAAUGUCAUAUUACAAUAAAAAUGUAUGUGCACUUAAUUUGAGACACUUCAGAAUUAAACAUGAACUGUGUCCUAUUCGCAAUCAACACAGUAUUACAAGAAGCAAAUUGCCAUGGUGUUGGUGCGGUGCUGACUGCCACAUUUUAUUGGGUAUAUGUUUUUCAUUUAUUUUCUUUUAUAAUUGAGUAUCAUUGAUUGAAGUGUAUUUGGAUGCAACAGGCAAUUAAAUGCAUUUUGCAGUCAUUCA
Seriola aureovittata is the source of this 871-nucleotide messenger RNA. RefSeq names its product mannosidase beta like (gene manbal). The record is from RefSeq and is a predicted model, not a curated record. Bases 195 to 455 code for a protein of 86 amino acids. Gene Ontology annotation, cellular component: membrane. NCBI's taxonomy places the organism in Eukaryota, Metazoa, Chordata, Actinopteri, Carangiformes, Carangidae. The transcript is spliced from 3 exons.